Messenger RNA from Candidula unifasciata, 891 nucleotides. The record is from the annotation of a GenBank genome assembly. Lineage: Eukaryota; Metazoa; Mollusca; Gastropoda; Stylommatophora; Geomitridae.
AUGGAGCUGAAGAAAGUGGUGGACGAUGCAGGGCACACUCUGACGGUGCUAGAGUACAAGGGUCGCUGGUUGCCAGAUUUUCCCAGGGAGGCCAUCGCUGGCAUGGACACAUUUGAAGCCAGACACGAUGACGUCAUUGUCUGUGCUUACCCGAAGUCUGGGACUCACUGGGUUUGGGAAAUGGUUCGGUUCCUGCUGGCUGGAACCACAGACUUACCUGUCAUAGAGAAGGACGAGGCCAUGAUGGAGUUCAAACUACCACAGGAGUUGGAGAACCUCCCAUCGCCACGGCCCCUGAACACGCAUUACCACUUUGAACUGCUUCCCGAGGACAUCUUGAGGAAACAGUGCAAGGUGAUCUACGUGACCCGGGAUCCGCGAGAUGUGGCGGUCAGCUACUUCAAUCACCACACCAAGUUGGUCCAGUACUACCAAUAUAAUGGUCAGUGGCCGGACUACUUCCGUUUGUUCUUAAGUGGACAAGUGGACUACGAGUCUUGGUUUACGUACACCAAAGGAUGGGAGCGAGGGAUACAGGAACACCCGGAGCUGCCAGUUCAUAUCACUUCGUAUGAGGAACUGCAAGCGGAUACAUUCGGUGGCUUGAAAAAACUGGCUAACUUUCUCGGGGUUGAAGUGGAUGAGACUUUCCUGAUCCAGGUGGUGAAGAAGUGUAGCUUUGAGGUCAUGGGGGCCACAAAAGGUGCACAAGAGGUGUUUGAUGAGAGCAGUAGUCCUAUCAUGUACAGAAAGGGUAAAGUCGGCGACUGGAAGAAUUGGUUCACAGUGGCCCAGUCUGAGCAGUUCGACGAUGUCUUUGAGAGGGAGAUGGUCGGAUCCUGGGCAUACAACCUCUACUCACACACCAAGCAAGGCAGCAGUCUCACAUGA